Schistosoma mattheei is the source of this 896-nucleotide messenger RNA. Lineage: Eukaryota; Metazoa; Platyhelminthes; Trematoda; Strigeidida; Schistosomatidae. The record is from the annotation of a GenBank genome assembly.
GGAAGAGAGUUCAGACGAAGCAGUUUCUGUCAGAUGAGUCAAAACUCAAGGUCGUCCUUGGCUAGAACAGUUAGCAGGUCGACAAAGAAUGGAGAAACAGAUAUUUGGCUUAAAAUUCGCUGCAAAACAAAUGCAGCGUUGUGCCAUUCGUUGCAACAAAGACGAGGUGGAAUCUAAGAAUAAAUUAAAGGCUGCUAUCAAGAAGGGGGACCAUGAAGGUGCAAGAAUCCAUGCCGAAAAUGCGAUUCGACAUAAGCACACCGCAACAAGCUAUCUAAGACUUGCUGCGCGAAUCGACGCUGUUGUCUCUAGGGUUCAGACAGCUAUGACUACCAAGAAUUUUACUAAGAGCAUUAUGACAGUUGUCAAUUGUAUGGAGAACGCAGCCAAGUCUAUGGAUAUGGAAAAGGUUAGCUGUCUCAUGGAUAAAUUCGAAAGAGAAUUUGACAACAUGGAUAUACAGUCAAAGCUUGUAAGCUCCUCGCUAGCCAAUGCGAUGUCCAUUUCAACUCCUGAAAAUGAAGUUCAAGGACUGAUAAAUCAGGUAGCUGACGAAACUGGAAUAGAACUGAACUAUGAACUCCCUGGUUCUACUCACGGUUCCGUUUCAGUGGCCCCUAUUUCAGCGGAGGAGGAAGAUGGUCUCACGCAGCGCUUAGCUAGACUUAGACAAUCGUGAGAUAGUUUUUUGUUCAGCUGAAUUUGUUUCACUUCAUUUAUUUCCCUUGAUUUUAACUUGAGAUAACCUAACUACGUUUGUUACCUGUUUUGUUGACUUUGCUUGAACGUAAUUUGUAUUUAUGAACACUACUUCAAAUCAAGAGUGCAUUGUGACGUUUCUUUUGGUGUUUUAGAGAUUAUGAUUUAUUUUAAAGCUACAUUAUAUUCUUUCCAUC